Molecule: messenger RNA, 1460 nt
Organism: Ananas comosus (pineapple)
Lineage: Eukaryota; Viridiplantae; Streptophyta; Magnoliopsida; Poales; Bromeliaceae
Product: protein ALP1-like
Exons: 2
Coding region: 142-1314 (390 amino acids)
Source: RefSeq, a predicted model, not a curated record
CUCUCUCUCUCUCUUAGUGCUUCUUCUUCUUCUUCUUCUUCUUGGUGGUGGUGGUGGUGGUGGGGUUUGUUCGUGAGCUUCGGAUCGAUGGCGUUGGAGGUGUUAUUUGUAGGGUAGUGGUGGUGGAGGAGCUUGUCGAUCAUGGGCCCCGUUCGAGGGUUCAAGAAGAGGAAGAGAGCCAAGAAGAAGAGCGCCGCCGCCGCCGUCGCCGCCAUGUCGGGGCCGGAGAGCGGCGAUUGGUGGGACGGCUUCUCUCGUAGGAUCUCAGGACCCUUGUCUUUGUCCAAGGACCUUCACAAAUUUGAGUCCGUGUUCAAGAUCUCGAGAAAAACCUUCAACUACAUAUGCUCAUUGGUGAAAGAUCCCCUGUUGGCGAAGACAUCAAAAAAUUUUAGCUUUAGUAAUGGAGAAACCUUAACAGUGGACGAUCAAGUUGCUGUUGCCCUAAGAAGGUUGAGCUCUGGCGAGUCUCUACAGAACGUCGGCCUACCAUUGGGGUUGAGCCACUCGACUGUCUCUCAGGUGACUUGGAGGUUCGUGGAGGCGAUGGAGCAGCGUGGGCUCGACCACCUUAAGUGGCCCAACUCUCAAGAGUUAGAAAUCAUAAAAUCAAAAUUCGAAAAAAUCCAAGGUCUUCCCAAUUGUUGUGGUGCCAUAGACACAACCCAUGUAGCGAUGCGCCUCCCGUCAGCUGAAUCCAACAGUAAAGUAUGGCUCGACAGCGAGGAAAACUACAGUAUGGUUUUGCAGGCUAUUGUCGACCCACAGAUGAGGUUCAGAGACAUAACCACAGGCUGGCCUGGGAGCUUAAGCGAGUCGACUGUUUUAAAGAGCUCGGGGUUUUUCAAGCUAUGCGAGGAAGGGUUAAGGUUGAAUGGAAAGACAAUGGACCUUGUAGAAGGAACAGAACUGAGGGAGUACAUUGUAGGGGAUCCUGGAUAUCCCCUUCUUCCUUGGCUUAUUACUCCCUAUCGAGGGAAUGAUAUUUCGCGAACUAAAGAAGAGUUCAAUAGACGGCAUUGCAUGACGAGGAUGGUAGCGCAGAGGGCCCUCGCAAGGUUUAAAGAUAUGUGGAGGAUCCUCCAGGGGGGGAUGUGGAGGGCUGAUAAGCAUAGGCUGCCGAGAAUCAUUCUGGUUUGCUGUUUGCUGCAUAAUAUUGUCAUAGACUUACAAGACGAAGUGAUGGACGAAAUGCCGUUGUGCCAAAAUCACGAUAUUGGGUACAGACAACAAUUCUGCGACGCGGAAGAGGAGGGUGGGCUUAUGUUGAGAGACAAUUUAUCUCAAUAUUUGAGUGGCAGAUUGCCACCUUGAAUGGACUUGGACGCGUUUUACGCAAUUCUCAUUUGGGUUCUUGAAAGGAUAGAUUGAAUUGGAAUGCUAAAUUUGGUGAAAACAAUUGUCUUUGCCAUACAGGUUUUUGAGGGCUGAGUUACAAUUUGAAUGUUAAAUUGGUGAAU